UGUGAGAACUCUGGCCGAGACUCAUACUGUCUCUCAGAGCUUCGUGUCCGUACACGUUGUGGAUACUCCUCAGUUGUUUUAUUUGUGUUUUAAUCAUUGGUUUAAUUACGGUUUCGGUACGUUGGCCGACGAAACCUGCUCGUACCGUGCGCUGCUUCCUCUGGUCCAUGGUCUGAAUUUUGCCAAACACUGGAGGAGAGAAGGUGAAAGAUGACGCAGUUUCUACCGCCGAACCUGCUGGCCCUGUUUGCUCCGAGGGACCCCAUACCUUUCCUACCACAAUUGGAGAAGCUACCCCACGAGAAACAUCACAACCAACCCUAUAGUGGCAUUGCACCCUUCAUCAGGCACUUCGAGGACCCUAGAGAUGCUCCUCCACCAACGAGAGCAGAGACCCGUGAAGAGCGUCUGGAGAGAAAGAGACGAGAGAAGAUCGAGAGGAGGCAAACGGUAGUGGAGACAGAGCUCAAGCUUUGGGAUCCCCACAAUGACCCGAAUGCUCAAGGGGAUGCCUUCAAGACGUUGUUUGUCGCACGCGUGAACUACGAUACUACAGAGUCCAAGCUUCGUCGUGAGUUUGAGGUCUACGGCCCCAUCAAACGGAUUUACAUCGUCUACAACAAGAAGACGGGGAAACCUCGCGGCUAUGCAUUCAUUGAGUAUGAGCAUGAACGGGACAUGCACUCCGCCUACAAGCAUGCAGACGGGAAGAAGAUCGACGGCAGGAGGGUGUUGGUGGACGUGGAACGAGGACGCACUGUCAAAGGAUGGCAUCCUCGCAGGCUAGGAGGUGGAUUGGGCGGCACUAGGAGAGGUGGAGCUGAUGUCAACAUCAAGCACUCUGGUCGAGAUGACGCAUCUCGUUACGAUGAACGUCCCCUGGGAGCCGAGCGUGACCGUGGGGAGCGGAGAGAGCGCAGCAGGGAACGCGACCGCGACAAGGACCGCGAGCGGCGCCGCAGUCGAUCCCGCGAGCGGCGCAGGCGCACACGUUCUCGGGAAAGGGAGAGGGAGAGGGAGAGGCCGGCCGUUGCGGGAGAGGAGGUCGCCGUUAGUAACCGGCGUCGCGAGCGAGAGAGGGAACGAGGCGCGGCGCCGGGAGGAGACAGCAGGAGUAGGGAGAGGAGUCGAGACAGGAAGAGGAGGAGCAGGAGCCGGGACCGCAAGCGAGACAGGGAGAGGGGGAAGGGGCUGGACGGGGAGGAGAUCGGCCAGGGAGACGGCGCGCCCGAGGCCGGGGAGCGAGUGCUGGAGGAGCACGAAGGAGGAGAGGUCGGUGAGGGCAUGGAGGAGCGGAGGGACAGGGACAGAGAAAGGGACAGAGACAGACGGCGUAGCCACAGGGACAGAGACAGGCGCAGGGGAGACCGAGACAGAGACAGGGAGCACAAGAGGGAGAGGGGAGAUAGAGACAGGGGGGACCGGAGAGAGGAGCGCCACGGCUCCCUACGAGACGACAUGGGCCCUCAAGAUGAGAUGGCCAACGAGGAUGAUGGAGGAGCGCCCCCGCACAUGGAGGAGUACAGUCAGGACGGGAUGAUGGACCAGCAGUCGGUCCCGUCGGCCGACGGCUACGUCUCCAGCGAGAACGGCUACAAGAUGGAGGCACCAGGAGAUGAGUAUUAAGUUGGCCCCUCCCCCCAGGAGACUCCCACUCAUAAAUAAGUUGUUUCAUAGUGUACUUUGGUCCUUAGCUUCGUGCCGAGGCCGUCACGAGUAUCAGAUAUCUAGCUAGCUUCCCUGUCGAUCUGUUGAAAUAUUCCAUUCGUCAUCAUUGCACGCACACUUGAUGCAUCGAACAGAUUUGAUUGCUCUGUAAGUGGCAGUUUUUCUGUAUUGCCCAACUAAUCCGUGCCACUAAAUGUUAUCAGGUUAACACAGUGAGACUAUGUGAUGGUUUUUCCUCUCUCUUUUGACAGAGGAAGAACUUAAAAAAAAAAGAAAAAGAAAGAAGAUGAAUUGGUUCUAAGAUGGGUACAUUGUGUUGUCUUUUUGUUUCCAGACUCGUGGAGCAGUUAGAUUGUAACGCUCAUUUGGACCCAAAAAACAGAUUUGUGUAUUUGAAUUUGAAAGAAAUGUGGUAUUGUGACGAUUUGGGGGCUGUUCUGUUCAUUCUGUCUGGAAUCAGUUUUUUUUUUUUUUUUUUUAAUUAAAUCUGCUGUUUGUUAGAUUUUCAGGAUCAUUUUAAUAAAGAUGUGACUUAAAGCCCAA
This is a messenger RNA of Mugil cephalus (flathead mullet), 2211 nucleotides long. RefSeq names its product small nuclear ribonucleoprotein 70 (U1) (gene snrnp70). Gene Ontology annotation, molecular function: U1 snRNA binding; mRNA binding. Gene Ontology annotation, biological process: mRNA splicing, via spliceosome. Lineage: Eukaryota; Metazoa; Chordata; Actinopteri; Mugiliformes; Mugilidae. The transcript has 10 exons. The record is from RefSeq and is a predicted model, not a curated record. Bases 211 to 1626 code for a protein of 471 amino acids. Gene Ontology annotation, cellular component: U1 snRNP; U2-type prespliceosome; precatalytic spliceosome.